UCCAACACCAAACUUUAAUUUAGCACAAACCCUCUCAGUACAUUAGUACUCUCUUGAUGUCGCCAACAAGCAAAUCAGCACGAAACAACACCUUCAGAAUGACAUAAAAUGGAUGAUAUCAAGGCCUUGAUCUGAUGCAUGGAGUCUGAACCUGAACAUUUCUCGCUACACGUUGGCAACCUCCACUAGAUCAGCCGUCUUGUUGCUCACUCUUGCACUCUGCUGUGUGCUGUGUGUUCCUUUCCUACCCCAGCUCAAGCUUCUUGUGUGCGCGUGUGGUGUGGAUGAAAGAGAUCAGAGCCAUGAGGGCGCUGCUGGACCGGUGCCUGUCGUCCAAGAAGGCCAGCCGGGGCCGGGAGCCGCCGCCGGAGGGCUGCCUGGCAGUGUACGUGGGCGCGGCGAGAGAGCGGUUCGUGGUCCGGGCCGAGUGCGUCAACCACCGCCUGUUCCGGGCGCUGCUGGAGGAGGCCGAGGAGGCGCGCGGGCCCUACUGCUACGCGGCGGACGGCCCGCUCGAGCUACCCUGCGACGCCGCCGCGUUCGCGCGCGCCGUGGAGGCCAUCGAGCGGGAGAUGGGCGUGCGGCGGCGCGAGGGCAGGGCACACGGCGUCGCACCGGACGGUGGAGCCGGCGGCAGGCAGACCGUGGGUUGACUUAGCGACCGGGUGUGUUCACGCCGUCAGGAUUUCCUGAUGGAUGUUCCGACUUCCGAGUGUUUGAUGUACUGA
Molecule: messenger RNA, 728 nt
Organism: Panicum virgatum (switchgrass)
Lineage: Eukaryota; Viridiplantae; Streptophyta; Magnoliopsida; Poales; Poaceae
Product: auxin-responsive protein SAUR71-like
Exons: 1
Coding region: 285-653 (122 amino acids)
Biological process (GO): response to auxin
Source: RefSeq, a predicted model, not a curated record